AUGACUAGGAUGCCGGAUUUCGAUGAUUUGGUUGAAAGUAAUGAGUAUGUCAGAAAUCGUUAUUUAGCGUGCCACGAUCGCCUCGUAGUGAUUCUCUGGGGAUCAUUUCAAAGGGCGAUUGCGGAUCUCACUCAAUUAUACAAGGAGAAAUUGGAUAAUCAACAUUGUGACCAGCAUUACCUACUUCAGGCUCUUGGUCGAAUUGGCCAUUUUCACACAAUGUCACAAAGGGCACUGCAAUUAGUUGAAGAACUCGGUAAAGAUCUUGGCUAUGAUGUUGGAAGACUUCUUGUUCGUGACGCAAUUUCUUGGUCUUCUCAAUCAAUGACACCUCUAGAAAUAUACAAAAUCACGUUGUGUCCAUUCGGUCCCAAUCUUGGGAAAAAGCGCCGGAGAAUCAGUUCCUUGAAACAUUGUAGAAAGUGUAACAGAUUAAGGCGUCAAAAAUCAAAACGUCAGCGUUGCAUUUUACAGUCUCCUCUUGUGGAAAAUAAUCUGAAUCAGCUGUCAUCUAUAAAUUCAUUUGAAUUCUUCCCUGCUACCUGUGAUAGACAGAAAGAUUUCACCUUUUCUUGCGAGCAACUUUCUUCGCCCUUUCCAUCCACCCAUGUAAAUGUUUCUCCUCCUAGUAAAGACUUAUAUCAAUAUCCCUUUGAUCUAAUCGCAACCCCAAUCAAAUCAAAAUUGAAACGACCAAAUAGCGACUUUAGGGACUAUCAAGAUUUCGGUCUGACGGAUUCAAUGUCCAAGGUUUGUUUGCAUCAGAAAGUGAAAAAACCACGCCGUGAACCAAUGCUUGAUGAUCCGUUCUAA
Rodentolepis nana is the source of this 813-nucleotide messenger RNA. Lineage: Eukaryota; Metazoa; Platyhelminthes; Cestoda; Cyclophyllidea; Hymenolepididae. The record is from the annotation of a GenBank genome assembly.